CUUCAGUCUUUCACCAUGGGAUCCUUUGGACCCCCAGACACAUUAGGCCUCCCCAAGUCGUUCGCCAUGAGAGCCCCGUGGGGUAAAUACAUCUCCGUUCCCGCCGUUGGCUAUGGAACUUGGGCACCAGAGGACCCCUCCUGGUGCACGACAGCUGUCGUGGAUGCUUUGCAGGCUGGAGUGCGCCAUUUAGAUUGCGCCUGGGAGUACGGAGUUGACCGUCAGGUGGGCGAGGGCAUUCGCCGAUCCGGAGUCCCACGCGACGAGAUCUUCAUCACGACAAAGUUCUGGCCAAACUUUGCCGAGCCAGGCAAUGUCUCUCUCGCACUGGACAAGAUCCUUGACGCCAUGGGGCUCGAAUAUGUCGACCUGUUCCUGGCACAUUUCCCAGCAGCCAUCAAGCCGCUGCCUGGUCGCGAAGGUGGGAGUUUCGUGCCAACCUGGGAGGCAAUGAAGCAGCUCGUGUACACGGGCAAGUGCCGAGCUAUAGGGGUAUCGAACUUUGAGCGCGAGCAUCUUGAGGAGAUUCUCCCGCAUGCUUCUCACUCCGACGUGCCCAUAUCGUGUAACCAGAUCGAGGCACACCCGUGGUACCCGAACACCGCGCUGGUGGAGUUCCUCCACGACAAAGGGAUCCUACCGACCAUUUACAGCCCGUUCGCGCCAAAGACGUUUGCCGUCAACAAUGGCGUAGUCGAGGCAUGCGAAUUUGCUCCGGAUGGUGUGACAUUGCUUCGGGAGCCUGUGGUUAAUGCGGUGGCGCACAAGAAUGGUAUGGACGCUGGACAGGUCUUGCAGAGCUGGGCCGUGCAGCGAGGAACCGUGCCCCUGGCAAAAAGCAGGUCUAAGUCGCGUAUCGCGAGUAACUUGGCGAUUCGACGGUUACCAGAUGAGGACGAGUUGCUGUUGAACUCACUGGAGAAGUAUGGGCUGUCAGGGAAGUGCAUUGAUGUUAAUUUACUGUUUCCUGGAGUGCGUAUGCGAUAG
Messenger RNA from Aspergillus versicolor CBS 583.65, 987 nucleotides. Its product is annotated as aldo/keto reductase family protein. The transcript is spliced from 4 exons. The record is from RefSeq and is a predicted model, not a curated record. Gene Ontology annotation, molecular function: aldose reductase (NADPH) activity. Gene Ontology annotation, cellular component: cytosol. NCBI's taxonomy places the organism in Eukaryota, Fungi, Ascomycota, Eurotiomycetes, Eurotiales, Aspergillaceae. The coding region runs from base 16 to 987 and encodes 323 amino acids.